Messenger RNA from Durusdinium trenchii, 4479 nucleotides. The record is from the annotation of a GenBank genome assembly. NCBI's taxonomy places the organism in Eukaryota, Dinophyceae, Suessiales, Symbiodiniaceae.
AUGGAGCCCUUUGACCUGCUCUACGGCAAGGACAUGUCCAAGCGCAAGGACAAGAUGUCAUGGCGAAAAGCCCAGCAGGACUAUAAACCACUCCUGGUCGUGGUUGAGACCGAAUGCACAGACUGGAUCAUCUUCUAUGAGAACCUCAACUACAAGGGAAAAGAUCGCAUGGAGGACAAAAGGAAGCUCCAGUACCCCUUGGUUGAGGAAGGCGUUCAAUCCUGUUACCAACAGAUCGCUGAUGGCAACUGCUUCCUCUUCGAGAACCCAGCGCCUUCAAGAAUCUGGGAUUUGCCACGGCUCCAAGAACUCGCAGCUCGGCAUGAUGUCUAUGUGGUUCAAUGCCACGCUGGAGCCUACGGAGGAUGCAACAGCCACGGCGACCCCAUCCGCAAGCUCUACCAGUGGCUGACCAAUUCAGCUGAAUUGGCCACAGCCCUUUCAAGGAAGCUCAGCCAGGAAGAACUUCAAUACUGCGUGCCACUCCUCGGCAAGGAGGUCAGACUCAGUGCACGCUACCCUGAGAAGAUGUGCAGAGCUAUCCUUCGAGCUCUACGAGUUGAAGAGAUGGUCAGAAUCCAGUUGGCCAGAGCACCGGCCCAGAGAAGACUUCCCAGAGACAUCCUCUUCACACUCCGUGGAGCCAUCAUCGAGUACCAAGACGGACAGCUCAGUGUGGAAGCCGAGGCGUUGGAUGGAAUGACCAAACCAGCGCGGCGUCCCAGACCUUCAACGGUCCCAACGGCCAACAUGGGCCAAUUCAACGACAGCAUACAGACAGAUGGCUUCUGCUGCCGGGACGUGGCAGUAGCAAACUAUGCAGUCAUUGGCAUCAUUGACCAAUCGACACUGCUACACCAAGCUGCACGGCUACCUGACAUGUCCUCCAACACCACGCUGGAGAUCAUGAGGAACCUAUGGUUCAAGCCCUACGCCUUUCCCAGCGUUAUGCGUGCAGAUCCUGGAACCAACUAUGGGCUCAACUUCCGCAGCCAUGUUGAGCGGCCUGGCAUUUGGCUGGACAUCAUCCCAGCCGAAGCUCACUGGCGCAUUGGCUUGAUUGAAAGAAGAAACAGUGUGCCCCGUGACAUUUUGGAGCGCAUCAUCGACUCUGAGUCCACUUCAAUGAGGAUUGGAGCCGGGCUACUUCAAGAUGAUACCGUCGAGGACGUCUCGACGCUGGGGUUUCAAGACGUCUGGCUGGCCUUCGAGUUGCUCAAACGUGAUGUCAGUGAGGUGUUGAAGGAUUUGAAGAGGAAUGGGCAGAUAAUGCCCGUGAAUGAGUUUGGACGAUAUAGCUCAGACGUUCUGGAGGGCCUGCAAGGGUUCAUUCAAGAUUGCAGACUUUGGCCUUGCGCGGCCUUGCUCUUGCGUGCCGAAGAGCAGCUACACUGCUACACCACAGACGCCGUGACCUUGUGGUACAGACCACCCGAGUUACUUUUGGGAGCUGAGCACUAUGGCUUUGAGAUCGGCUGCUGGUCAGCCGCCUGCGUGUGGCCACCAACCGGCCCGGGGACACGCAGGCAGACCGCCAAGGCCAAGCGUGGCUCGUUCCACCGGGAGGUCAGCAGCCGCCAGGCGCAGCGGCGGGAGUGGCUGGUGUGGCUUUCUUGUGGCGACUCCUGCUUCGAUUCCGAUGCAGGUGACGAGGCAGAGCCGGGACCAGACGCGGGCGAGCCAGCCAGACUUUGCCUCAGGAGUCUCUCUCGAAGCUGGUCGUGCGGCGGCGGCGGGGACGGUUCCUUCUUCGAGCUCCCCGAAGGGGACGACGAAGACGAGGUGAUCCCACUCGCGCUCCUGGCGGUGCUUUUGGCUGCAUGCAGCGCGCCAGCCCAGGCGGGGAGCCAGCAUCCGGGCGCCUAUUUCUUCAACCGCGCCAUCUUGAGCUUCUACUCCGAAUCGUUGGAAGAGAUGCUGAAACAGCUUGACGCUGCAUGCAUUGGGCUGCUGUUGGUGGGACUGGUGUUUGGUGUGGGCGUCUUUCUGCAGAAUAGCUUGUUCACUUACAUGCAGGAGGGUAUCAGCAAGAGAUUACGGAGGGAUGCCUUCGGUAGCACCCUGCGGAUGGACAUGAGUUUCUUCGACAAGCCGGAGUGGCUCGGCAUGAUGGAAAGCAACGGACCAGUGGGAGAAAGAAUGAACCAGACCGCCAGCCUCUUGGUGUCCAUCGAACGGCACAUGACUCGCCUGUCACAGAUCUUCGGAGUCAACUUGGCCAACACCAUCGGCGGAGCGGCUUCGGAGCACCCGGUGUGCGCGGUGGACGCUGGCUUCGGCUUGGCGACCUCUCUGUCCACCUCCGCUGCGCGGCCGUGGCCCUCGGCGGAGCGCGCCUACGCGGAGGCCUCGCAGACGACCACCGAGGCGGUGACGAGCAUCCGCACGGUGCGGGCGCUGAGGGCGGAGGAGCCGACGCCCGUGGGGUCGCACACCCAUUCUGGAGAUGGGAUGGUGAAGGGGAAUCUGGGAUGGGUGCAGAAGGGGGUGUUAGACGAGUGGUUUUUCGGAAUUGAUGAUGGGGAGAGGGUGGUGUGCUGUGAAGGAGAAGUUUGCAUCGAACUGGCCGAGGAUGAGCACACCUUGCAGGUCUUGACCACGCAUUUGCAGGUGGUGGCGAACUACCACCGUGGCAGCGCAUCUCGGAAGGCCUUCGCCUUUGGCUUCACCACGAGCAUGGUGGCAGUCAUUUAUUUGAUCGGCUUCUUCCUGGCCGCGGCCAUGAUCAACAGCGAAUUGUUUGAUCCCUCGGCCGUGCUGCUGACGCUCUUUUGCGUGGUUUUUGGCGUGAUGUAUGUCAGCAUCCUGGCGAUGUAUCUGCCUGACAGUGCCAGUGGGGCGGUGGCAGCCCGGGAGGUCUUCCGUUUGAUCGACCAGAGCAGUAAGAUCGAUGCAGUACAGCCGGAGGGUGUCGUCUGCAGCCUGGGGGAUGGCAGCAUUUCUCUCAAGGAGGUGGUCUUCUACUAUCCGCAUCGGCCCGAGACCAAAGUCCUCCAGCGCAUCUCACUGACGAUUCGCAGAGGGCAGAAAGUCGCCUUGGUGGGCUACUCUGGAAGUGGCAAGUCCACGGUGAUUCAGCUCCUCCUGAGGUUCUACGAUCCGCAGGAGGGGCUCAUCCUGGUUGGAGGAAGGGACCUAAAGCAGCUGAACGUGCGCUGGUGGCGCCAGCAACUGGGUUUGGUGAGCCAGCAGCCGAUCCUCUUCGAUAUGACCCUGGAGGAGAACGUCAAAUAUGGAUACGAAGAGGCGACGCAUGAAGAGGUCGUCGAGGCUGCACGCCUUGCGAAGAUGGAUUAUGUCUUAGAUGGCCCCAGGCAGUGGUCGGACCUGGUGGGGCUCAAGGGCGAACAUUUGAGUGGCGGGCAGAAGCAGCGCUGCGCCAUCGCACGGGCCUUGGUGCGGAAGCCGCAGAUCCUGUUGCUGGACGAGGCGACCUCGGACUUGGACGCUGCCUCGGAGGCUUUGGUCCAAGGGGCCUUGGACCGGGCCAUGGCCAAUGCCUUUUGGUCGCCCAAAGCGUUGGGAGACCGCCAACUGGUCACCAGCAUCACGGUGGCCCACCGCCUGUCGACGAUUCGGAACUCCGAUCGGAUCUUCGUGCUGCUGGAGGGUCAGGUCAUCGAGCAAGGCACCUACAGUGAGCUGGUGGCCAUGGGUGGAUCCUUUGCCCAGCUGGCCGCCCGCAGAAACCCCUCCAAGGGGGACUCUUCGACUUCUCCCUCGCCCUGGGCCCGCCCUCAGGCGGGAGGCGAGCUGCGGCGGAUCCUCAAGGACCGCAGCGAAGCGCUCUUUCCGAACGAGAAAGAGAAGGAUGGUAAGGAGUUUCAGGUUCGUCCUUAUCAGCGUUUGGCCUAUGGCGCCCUAGACUUUGCCAAGACGCCUGUGCAGCUGCUGCUGGGGUCGAAGAUGACCUUGAGCGCCGGUGCCGCCCUGGGCGCGGUGGCCUUCUUCACCUCGACGGCCCGGUGCUUCGACGUGCUUUCGGAUCCGUUGAUGGCCCAGGUCUCGGAUGGCUUCAGCUCGCGCUUCGGGCGAAGGCGGCCCUUCGUGUUGGUGGGAUCGGUGCUUUAUGCGCUGUGCCUGGUGGCUUUGUGCUCGCCUCCUUCUUCGAUGUCAGCAGAGAACACUGGUCUCUGGUUUGGUUGCUUCUACAUUUUGUUCUUUCUGACGGACACGAUCACUGCCAUCCCUCACAAUGCCUUGGGGCAAGAGAUCACCUCAGACACCGACCAACGGCGCCUGGUUUUCAUGGUCGCAAAGAUCUACCAGGCCUUCGGGAUGAUCGCCGCGGCGGCUCUGCCGGUGCUCCUGGGGAACCUGCUGAGCGCCUGCCACUUACCACCGGAGUGCGACGGAAGCGAGCAAGAGGUGCGCUGUGCAGAGCUCGAACGGGAGUGUGAUGGACUGCAGAGCCGGCGUUCGAUCCUGGCGACCGGCCUGAUCUUCGGCGCCGUGGCGGUCCUGUCAGGAACGAACUGA